Molecule: messenger RNA, 1014 nt
Organism: Penaeus indicus
Lineage: Eukaryota; Metazoa; Arthropoda; Malacostraca; Decapoda; Penaeidae
Exons: 2
Coding region: 1-1014 (337 amino acids)
Source: RefSeq, a predicted model, not a curated record
AUGCCAAAAGGGACAUUUGAGUACGUUUUGUCCAAAGUUGGAGCAGACAUAAUGAAGGAAGACACCUAUUUCAGGGAAUCGAAAUCUUCAAGAGAAAGAUUGGCUGUAUGUUUAAGGUUUCUGGCUACAGGAGAUUCAUAUAGAUCAUUGGCCUACAGCUAUCGCCUGGGCCAUUCAACCGUUCAGGGUAUUGUUGUGCAAGUGUGUACCGCGAUAGUCAAGAACCUACUGAAAGAAGCUAUACCAGAACCCACCGAAGACAAGUGGAAGAAAAUUUCUGACCAAUAUUGGACAAAUUGGAACUUCCCAAACUGUCUUGGGUCCUUAGAUGGGAAACAUGUUGAAAUAGAAUCCCCAGCAAAUAGUGGUUCACUAUAUUUCAGCUAUAAGAAGACCUUCUCUAUUGUAUUAUUAGCAUUAGUCGAUGCGAAUUACAGGUUUAUAUGGAUUGAUGUGGGAUCCUAUGGCAAAAAUAGCGACAGUGGAUUUUUUUCUACAUCUAGCCUUAGCAAGAACUUGGAGGAGAACAAACUGAAUGUUCCGAAUGAUGCUCCACUUCCUGGCACUGAUAUUCAUGCACCAUAUGUUAUCGUGGGCGACGAGGCAUUUCCUCUCAAGAGAAACUUGAUGCGCCCAUACCCCGGAUCUCAAGCUGAACAUGAUGAGCACAAGAGGAUCUUCAAUUAUAGAUUAUCUCGUGCAAGAAGGAUGGUAGAGUGUGCAUUUGGAAUACUUGCUCAAACUUUCAGACUGUAUUUAAGAAAACUCAGAGCAAAUCCUUGUAAUGCUACUACCAUAAUAACAGCAACUUGCAUACUUCAUAACCUAAUACGUCCAAGUGACGUUGCACAGCUGGGAUCUGUCGACAUGCCUUCUGCAAAUCAAGUUAAUUUACUUCCACUUACAGGAGGGGGUGGGAAUGCUACUAGGGAAGCUUUUGCUGUGAGAGAAACUCUAAAAAACUAUUUCGUAUCACGUACUGGUUCAGUUGAUUGGCAAAAUCAAAAAAUUUAA